GUAACUAUUCCUGAAGGUGUUUCAGAAGAUGAAGCCGCCGUCUAUCGAGCGUUGCUAAACUUGGCUGACCAGCGAUUGUACCGUACUGUCAGGUGGUCCCGUGCACUCCCAGACUUUGCUCAGCUAGACACCGAUGAUCAGAUUCUUCUAUUGCAAAAUUGUUGGGCUGAUUUGCUCUGUCUGGAUUGUUGUUGGCGUUCGCUACCUACUCCUACAGAAAUCCGACUUACUUCUAGCAAGUGUAUCAACUUAGAAGCUGCUCGUGAACUGGGUGCAGAGGAAAUUGUUGAGCGAAUGUUGCAGCUCACUCAGUAUCUCACACAACUGCAAUUGGACGUGGUUGAGUAUGCAUGUCUCAAAGUCAUUGUAUUGAUGCAGCCAGAUUUAAAGAAUCUUAAAGCUUCCGCCCAUGUUCGGACGUUCCAAGAAACUGUUCGAAGGUUGCUGGCUGAUUAUAUCAGUACAUCCUCAUCCGGUGUACGGGAUAAGUUCUCCCGGUUAUUGUCUCGUAUCCCCGAGCUACAGGUAACCAGCCAGACAGCCAGAUUGAUGCUGGUCGAUUUAGACCUGAGCGCCUACCUAUCAUCCAAUUCGUUAUUGAUGGAGUUACUGCGCAGUGAUAUUCAACGGUACUCUCCCGGUGUGGGCUCUUCUGAAGAGCCGAUAAUCACCUCGUCCAGUGGUAAUACUGUCCCAUCAUCGAAUACAAAGGAUAUAACAACUGACGCACUAUCCGACUCAUCAGUGCGUAAGACGUCUGACGCUUCUAAUGAGCCCAAAGCAGAAGAAUUAAAUAACUUUCCUAAUCCUGCCAUGGAAACCGACGAAGCCACUAGGAAUCUUGCGCAAAACCCCACACCACAAUCCGAUGAAAGCCAGCUUUUGAAUAACGUAGCCGAGGUUGUGGACACAGAAGCUCAAAACGACGAUACUUGA
Messenger RNA from Echinostoma caproni, 936 nucleotides. The record is from the annotation of a GenBank genome assembly. NCBI's taxonomy places the organism in Eukaryota, Metazoa, Platyhelminthes, Trematoda, Plagiorchiida, Echinostomatidae.